This is a messenger RNA of Striga asiatica, 1122 nucleotides long. The record is from the annotation of a GenBank genome assembly. Lineage: Eukaryota; Viridiplantae; Streptophyta; Magnoliopsida; Lamiales; Orobanchaceae.
AUGGCGGAGGGCCUUCUCGAGGACCUUAAGCUCAAAGAAGACAUCAAGCGCUACUUGGCAUUGCUCGACCUCGAACAAUUCGAGGACGUGAUUCCGUUUGCAUUCAAAACAUUGACCUUGGAGUUCUUUACCACAAUCGCCAAGCAUGAAAAUGGAAAAUACCUUACCGCUCGUCUCAAGGGUAAGGAGUACAAGAUCACGGACAGAGUGUUGAAGGAAAUCUAUGAAUGCAAGUCUCAGACGAAGACACGCCACAGUCCCGCGGGGUUUCAAGUCGACCCGCAUUGGGCACUCCUCACUCCAUGCGAAAAGUACAAAAAGACCGGCGCAUCGUCAGGUUUGCUCACCGAUGUAGGACACGCAGUGAUUCACAAGUAUAUCUCGCACAUGGUCUUUGGGAAGCGUGAGUCCAACAAGGUGAUCGAACAGCAGGUCUUUAUCCUUUGGUCGGUAUCGAGAGACAAGCCAGUUAGCCUGCUGCAGUACCUCAAGAACGCCCUCUUCGAUAUACGAAAUGACACAAGGCGUGGCCCAAACUUGGGGCAUGUAGUUGCGGAUUUUGCCGAGUUCUUUGGGGUUGAGAUUGACGAACCCAAGGUUAGCGCCCAGUAUAUUGCCGAGAGGGAGCUCUCCGCCGCCGGGUUCAUUGACGAUCGUUAUACCAUUCGUCCCAUUCAGAAACGGAGGAGUUACAAGAUUUAUAUGGCAUCUAUAGGCCGGCAAGUUGCCCCGUCCUCAGCGGCAGCCGGUACUUCGAUCGAUUCAGCUGGAGAGGCCUCUGAUGAUGAAGACGAGGACGACUCCGAGGCCGACGGACAUCCCACCCACGGCACCAUUCAGCCUCCUCCAUCGAUGGGCGCCCACACGGAUGCGUUUUUCCAGUCGGCUCCCCCAGUUUGGUUCUCCGAAUAUGAGGCUCGGAAUGAGGCACGUUGGACUACUUUCACCCAACAGAACGACGCACGUUGGACGUCGUUCGUGGAGUCCAACGACGCACGUUGGACAGAGCAGACCACGAGGUGGAACGAGUUUGUUCACGGCAAUGAGGCGCACUGGACAGCCCAUGACAGCCGAUGGGACACCUGGGCAGCCCAGCAGUACCAGCAGUUGAGUUUGGAGUAG